Messenger RNA from Dermatophagoides pteronyssinus (European house dust mite), 2009 nucleotides. Its product is annotated as dnaJ homolog subfamily C member 2-like. Gene Ontology annotation, biological process: regulation of translational fidelity; 'de novo' cotranslational protein folding. Gene Ontology annotation, molecular function: Hsp70 protein binding; ribosome binding. The record is from RefSeq and is a predicted model, not a curated record. NCBI's taxonomy places the organism in Eukaryota, Metazoa, Arthropoda, Arachnida, Sarcoptiformes, Pyroglyphidae. Gene Ontology annotation, cellular component: cytosol.
ACAAAUAUUUAUUGUUGAUUAAUUUUUGUUGUUGGCCACAAUGAAUUCAUCGAAAAAUAAUGACGCAAACAAAUCACUUGUUGUUUAUGAAUCACAUACAGUAUGGAUGAAUAAUUUAUUACAAAAAUUAGGAUUAAUUGAAAUUACUGAACAAAAAACCGAAAACAAUGAUGAUAAUGUAAUCAAUGAUGUUGAUGUGAAUGGAAUCAAUAAUGAUGAUGAUGAUGAUGAUAAUUCGGAUAAUGGUUAUGAUGAUGAUGUUUCAUGUGAUAAUUAUUUGAAAAAUUUAGAUCCAAAAGAAUGGAAAGAUCAAGAUCAUUAUAGAGUAUUGGCACUUAGUAAAAAACGAAUCAAUGCUAGUGAAAGUCAAAUUAAAAAAUCAUAUCGACGAAUUGUUUUACGACAUCAUCCGGAUAAACAAGGUCAAAAUAUUGAUUUAAAUUGUCAUUAUUUUUCCUGUAUUACAAAAGCAUAUGAAAUUUUAAGUGAUCCGGCUAAACGUCGUUCAUAUGAUAGUGUUGAUCCAACAUUCGAUAAUACGAUUCCAAAUCCAACCACAUAUAAUAAGAAUAGAUUUUUCGACAUUUUUACACCAGUAUUUGAAUUGAAUGCUCGUUGGUCAUUGAAAAAACCAGUACCAUUAUUAGGUAAUCAAGAUUCAACAUAUGAAGAAAUAAAUGAUUUUUAUUCAUUUUGGUAUAAUUUUGAAUCAUGGCGUGAAUAUUCUUAUUUGGAUGAAGAAGAAAAAGAAAAAGGUGAAAAUCGUGAAGAACGUAGAUAUCUGGAUAAACAGAAUAAAAUAGCACGUGCACAACGAAAAAAAGAAGAAAUGCAACGUAUUCGACAAUUAGUUGAUAAUGCAUAUCAAUGUGAUCCACGUGUUUCAAGAUUUAAAGAAGAUGAAAAGAAACGACGGCAAGAACAAAAACAAGCUAAACAAGCAAGUAUUAAAGCAAGAAAAGAAGAAGAGGAAAGAAUUCAACGUGAAAAAGAGGAACAAGAAAUGGCUGAAAAAAAACGUAAAGAAGAUGAAGAACGACAAAAACGUGAUGAAGAACGUAGACAAAAAGAAAUGAUGAAAAAAAAGACUAAAAAAGAAAUAAAAAUGUUGGAAACAUUUUUGGAAAAAGAAAAUUAUUUUGCCAAUGAUCAAUCAAUAAAAAUUGAACAUAUGAAAGAAUGUGAUAAAAUGACCAAAUUAUUAACAUUAGAACAAAUAAUAGAAUUUCGUAAACAUUUAGAAUCCAUUGAUAAACGAGAAGCGAAAAAGAAUUAUUUUCUUUUGGAAAUUGAAAAAAUGAAUAAAAAAUUGGAAGAAGAACGUUUGGAAUUGGCAAAAAAUAAUAAUAAUGCAACUAUAAGUGGAACUGGUUCGACAACUGGCCCGACAACCACUUCAACGAAAAAACAUUGGUCUUAUGAUGAUGUUCAAAUAUUGAUAAAAGCUGUUAAAUUAUUUCCAGCUGGUACACCAAAUCGUUGGACAGUAAUUGCCAAUUAUAUUAAUGAUAAAACCGAUUCGAAUAUUGUUCGUAAUCAUCGUGAUGUUCUGGAAAAAGCUAAAGAUUUACAAAAAUCAAAUGAACAACAACAAGAUCUUAAAGAAGAAGCCAAUAAAAAUGCAUUCAAAAAACUUGAAAUUCAUGCUACACAAAAUGUUAAUGUUGCUCAAGAAUCUGCACCAAGUCAACGAUAUGAUGCUCCAAGUUCAAUAUUAGAAGUAAAUGAUAAUCCAUGGACAAACGAAGAACAACAAUUAUUGGAACAAGCAAUGAAAACAUAUCCAUCAAAUUUAGGUACAGAAAGAUGGAAUCUAAUUGCCGAAUGUAUUCCUAAUCGAUCAAGAGCUGAUUGUAUAAAACGUUAUAAAUAUUUAGUUGAAUUGGUUAAAGCUAAAAAUUUAGCUAAAAGUAAAGCAAAAAAAUGAUUAUUUUUUUUCUCAUAUUAUUAUAAUUAAUUUGAAUUGUAAUUUCUUUUUUUUUUGUAAAAAAAAUUGAUUGAUUGAUUGA